Molecule: messenger RNA, 204 nt
Organism: Lymnaea stagnalis (great pond snail)
Lineage: Eukaryota; Metazoa; Mollusca; Gastropoda; Lymnaeidae
Source: the annotation of a GenBank genome assembly
AAACAGCUGAAGCACAGCAAAUCCAGCCAAUCGCUGACCGCCAAACGCGUCAAAAAGGCUUUGAAGGCCACCCGCACCACGGUCAUUGCAUCGGUCAUCACCCUCGGGUUUAUACUGAGUUAUCUCCCUCACCUCAUCCUCGUCAUCCUGAGAUCUGUCCACGUCGACUUCGAGCAUCGCCUGGACGAAUUUUCGCUCAUUCUC